UAAACCGAUAAUAUUACAUCGGUCUUUUGUGGAACUUUAUGUAAAAAUCAUUACUCUCACCAAGACCUUAAUUUCUAGAUUUUUUUUUCCCUUUUUCUACUUGUAAAAAAAAACUGGCCGGAUAACGGCGGAGGAGUCAAUUAUCGGCGGCAGGAAACAGUGAGAAAUUCGUUCAUGUUUUACAUUUUCAUUCACUUCUUCGGAUUUUCCUCCCCUUCACCUGGUGCGAGAAUGCAAUUCCAGCGCGAUUUACGACCCUGACCCUCCAUUCCGCACCGCGAUUUCACUCUAAACCAAACAUAUCGUUACUCCUAACUUCAAUUUUGUUCUCAAUCUUCACAGAUUAUAGCGUGAGGGUCUUAUAAUAUGAUUCAAGUUCUGAAUCCCUUUGAAUUACUUCAAUUCAAGACUUCUUCUUUCUUCGGAACCAUUCCAAAACCCUUCAUUUCCUUCCAAGCACAAAGCAGAAGUUUAACUAUGAAACCUUUAGUCAUCAAAGCUAGGGCAAAUGCUAGAAAAGAAAGUGCUAAAAUUCGAAACAGAAAGAUACAGAAAAAGUUUAAUGGAACAGCAACACAUCCAAGGCUUUCGGUAUUUUGCUCUGAUAAACAAUUGUAUGCAAUGCUUGUAGAUGAUCAAAAUAAGAAGUGUUUAUUCUACGGAAGUACGCUGCAGAAAUCGUUCCGAGAAAAUCCUCCGUGUAGCACCGCUGAAGCUGCUCAACGUGUUGGGGAGGCUCUUGUCAAAGCCUGUGUUGAUCUCAACAUAAAUGAAAUAUCAUUCUACGAUCGCAAUGGAUUCGGUCGUGGAGAAAGGCUAAAUGCCUUUGAGAUUGCCAUUUCCAAUUAUGGAUUCUUGCCUAGAUAGGUGAAGUAAUGCAUCAUGAAGAAAUGUCUGGUGUCACCUGAUUGAUGAUGCAAAGCCAUGUGUUGACCCAAGGUCUGAGACAGACACGUAACUAGCUCCAUGCACAGAGCAAUGAAUGAAUACAAGAUCCAAUGGAUAUUUUACCAUGAUUCAAGAUCGUUCAGGAAACUAGUACCAAGCACAGUCUGUAUAACAAAAGGGAAGUUUUAAGAGAAUUUACAUGAAGAAUAUUUGACUUGAAGUGUGGGAAAUUAUUUAUCAGAAAGAGGGAAAUUAUUUAUCAGAAAUGCUAUCUUCGUUAUUGAACUCUAUAAACUCUGUCCUCAUUCUCGUAUUGAACUUCUGGACCAUCCUUCUUCA
This is a messenger RNA of Lathyrus oleraceus (garden pea), 1227 nucleotides long. RefSeq lists its product as uncharacterized. Gene Ontology annotation, molecular function: 5S rRNA binding; structural constituent of ribosome. NCBI's taxonomy places the organism in Eukaryota, Viridiplantae, Streptophyta, Magnoliopsida, Fabales, Fabaceae. Gene Ontology annotation, biological process: translation. The transcript is spliced from 5 exons. Bases 367 to 867 code for a protein of 166 amino acids. The record is from RefSeq and is a predicted model, not a curated record. Gene Ontology annotation, cellular component: ribosome.